CUGAUGAUAGCGAUGGACGCGCACUGCAUCGAGAUCGCGCACGCUGGGUUCGAAAUUUGUAGGGUGGGCGAGUACGUGCGCGUACUCGUAUUCUUUGUGUGGCAGCAUAGAGAAGCGCCAAAAGAGUGACCAUGGCUGAUGAAAAACCAAAGGAAGGGGUGAAGACAGAGAAUAAUGAACACAUAAACCUGAAGGUGGCAGGCCAGGAUGGAUCUGUAGUGCAGUUCAAAAUUAAAAGACACACACCGCUCAUCAAACUCAUGAAGGCCUAUUGUGAGAGACAGGGACUGUCAAUGAGGCAAAUCAGGUUCAGAUUUGAUGGACAACCGAUAAAUGAAACAGACACACCUGCACAGUUGGAAAUGGAAGAUGAAGAUACAAUCGAUGUGUUUCAGCAACAGACAGGAGGCCUGAUGUAACUGACCGCAUUCACCACCGUUUUCCACCACCGACACAACCACGCUUCACGGCCCUUGAUACACAGCGGCUGCUUCUUUGCGACUUGUCCUUUGGUCUUGACAGAAUUCCAUCUCUGAAGAAGUUGUCAUUUUCUCUACCACACAAAACUGCUGUAUAGUAUGUGCAUUCUCGCUCCUGUUACUUUUACUUUUGUACAUAAACCAGAUCCAGAGCGCCCUCAGUUCAGGUUUUGUUUGUUCAUACUGUAUUGUGGUAAAUGUAAAUGACCCCCUCCACCCACCCUAAGGGUUGUUUUUUUUUUUUUUUUUAAUGGUUGCAAAUAGACUUGGCCAUUGGGGCUGGUUGGAUUAAGCUAACUUGACCAGUCCUUGGACAAGACCUGCUCAGUUUCCUGUAAAUCUCUACUAAACCCUUGUCUAUUUGAAUGUGGGGCUGCCUAACACUUGGUUAACACUGCAUCCAGUUUGGGAUUGGGCUGGGUUUGUCAUUUGGUUCCUGUCGACUUCAAAAACCUGUUUUGAUUUUAUACAUUUUUAUAAGGUAGCUGAUGUGUAGAGAGAUGUUUUUGGUAAUCAUUUGACUAGGCCUAAGCUUCAGGCCUCGUUGAUCCUGGAGAGAUGUUUCAGUUAAUAAACAUCUGUUUUGUCUAUUAAGAUGCCUAAAUAAAGCUAAUGUCUUUUUUCCAAACUGUCA
Molecule: messenger RNA, 1113 nt
Organism: Cynoglossus semilaevis (tongue sole)
Lineage: Eukaryota; Metazoa; Chordata; Actinopteri; Pleuronectiformes; Cynoglossidae
Gene: sumo2b
Product: small ubiquitin like modifier 2b
Exons: 4
Coding region: 132-419 (95 amino acids)
Molecular function (GO): protein binding
Source: RefSeq, a predicted model, not a curated record